This is a messenger RNA of Hydractinia symbiolongicarpus, 5416 nucleotides long. Its product is annotated as DNA topoisomerase 2-alpha-like. The transcript has 23 exons. Gene Ontology annotation, cellular component: nucleus. Gene Ontology annotation, molecular function: DNA topoisomerase type II (double strand cut, ATP-hydrolyzing) activity; ATP binding; DNA binding. NCBI's taxonomy places the organism in Eukaryota, Metazoa, Cnidaria, Hydrozoa, Anthoathecata, Hydractiniidae. Gene Ontology annotation, biological process: resolution of meiotic recombination intermediates; sister chromatid segregation; DNA topological change. The record is from RefSeq and is a predicted model, not a curated record. The coding region runs from base 94 to 4896 and encodes 1600 amino acids.
CCUGAUUGGUUGAUAAAAAUUUGGCGCGAUGAAGCAAAAACAAGGCUGACGGAAUUCGUAAGUAUAAUAUUGAAAGUGGGGAUUUUGUUGAAAAUGGCGACUUUGGCGGAAAUCGACAUGAAUACCACUCCACUCGAUGAAGUAACCAAGCCAAAAAAAAAUAACAAAAGGCUUUCUGUUGAAAGAAUUUAUCAGAAAAAAACACAAUUAGAACAUAUUAUACACCGCCCAGACUCAUAUAUUGGAUCUCCUGAACCAUGUAGCCAAAGCAUGUGGGUUUGGGAUAAAGAAAAACAAGUGAUCGUUUCCAGGAAUAUCACCUACACACCAGGCUUCUACAAAAUCUUUGAUGAAGUUAUUGUGAAUGCUGCUGAUAAUAAACAAAGAGAUUCCAGGAUGAAUAGCAUUAAAAUUACUAUUGAUCAAGAGAAAAAUAUAAUCAGUGUUUGGAACAAUGGCAAAGGAAUUCCAAUUGAGAUGCACAAAGAAGAAAAGUGUUACGUACCGACUUUGAUAUUUGGUCACUUGCUUACCUCCAGUAAUUAUGAUGAUUCUGAAAAGAAAGUUGUUGGUGGCAGAAAUGGAUUUGGUGCAAAACUAUGCAAUAUAUUUAGCACAAAAUUUACUGUUGAAACUGCCAACGGAGGAAAGAAAUUUAAACAGACAUGGACCAAAAACAUGACAAAACCUGGAGAGUUCAAAAUUGUUGAUUAUUCUGGCACUGAUUUCACUUGCAUUACAUUUUCACCAGAUCUGGAAAAAUUUAAAAUGCAAAGUUUGGAUGAUGACUCAGUUGCUUUGCUAAUGAGACGUGCAUAUGACAUGGCUGGUGUGUGUAGAGGUGUACAUGUAACUCUUAAUGGGGAAAAGAUAAAGAUUAAAACGUUUAAAGAAUAUGUCGAACUGUAUUUAAAAGGUGCCGCAUUGAAAAAAAACUCAGAUGAAGAGAUUCCACGAGUUGUACAUGAAAUUGUUAAUCCACGUUGGGAGAUCUGUGUUACUGUUAGUGACAGUGGAUUUCAACAAGCCAGCUUUGUUAACAGUAUUGCUACCACAAAGGGAGGAACACAUAUCAAUUAUCUGUUGGACCAGAUGUGUGAAAAAUUGAUUGCUACUGUGAAGAAAAAGACAGGAAAGGGUGGCUUGGAAAUUAAGCCUUUUCAGAUCAAAUCUCAUUUAUGGGUGUUUGCAAAUACUCUUAUUGAAAAUCCUACUUUUGAUUCUCAAACAAAAGAAAAUAUGACAUUGCGUAAGGAAAGGUUUGGUUCAAAAUGUGAAUUAUCACCAAAAUAUAUUAAGCAGGUUCAAGAUUGUGGUGUUCUAGACAACAUUAUGUCAUGGGUGAAAUUUAAAACUGAAGCACAACUAAACAAAAAGACUUAUGCAACAAAACAUAGCAGAUUAAGAGGGAUUCCAAAACUUGAUGAUGCAAACAAUGCUGGCACAAAAAAUUCACGUGAUUGUACUUUGAUUGUAACUGAAGGAGACUCAGCCAAGGCUUUAGCAAUGGCAGGUCUCGGUGUUGUUGGACGAGAUAAAUAUGGUGUUUUCCCGUUGCGUGGUAAACUUUUGAAUGUUCGGGAUGCAACCCACAAAUCGAUUAUGGAUAAUGCUGAGAUUGGAAAUUUACUUAAAAUUAUUGGAUUGCAAUUUGGAAAAAAAUAUGAAACUGAAAGUGACAUGAAAUCUUUAAGAUAUGGCCAUUUAAUGAUAAUGGCGGAUCAAGAUGUUGACGGAUCGCAUAUUAAAGGACUUGUAAUUAAUUUUAUACAUGCCAAUUGGCCAAGCUUACUGAAGUUACCGUUUUUGGAGGAGUUUAUUACACCUAUUGUUAAGGUGACAAAAGGAAGUCAGUCUAUAUCCUUGUUUAGUAUUCCAGAAUUUGAAGAAUGGAAAUCGAAUACACCUAACUUUAAAUCAUGGCGUAUAAAGUACUACAAAGGUUUGGGAACUUCAACCAGCAAAGAAGGAAAGGAGUAUUUUUCCAACAUGCAAAGGCAUCGAAUUGUAUUUGAAUAUGAUGGUCCAUCAAACGAUCAAGCAUUGGUUAUGGCUUUCAGCAAGAAGUGUAUAAAUGACCGAAAAAACUGGCUAAAUAACAACAUGGAGGAAAGGCGUUUGCGAAAGGAGGCUGGCCUUCCAGAGGCUUACUUGUAUGAUAAGGGCACUCAUUCUGUGACGUAUCGAGAUUUUGUAAAUAAAGAAUUGGUGUUGUUUUCAAAUUACGAUAAUGAAAGGUCCAUUCCAUCAUUAGUGGAUGGUUUGAAGCCUGGCCAACGAAAAGUUUUAUACACAUGUAUGAAGAGGAAUGAUAAGCAUGAAGUGAAAGUGGCGCAGCUGGCUGGUUCAAUUGCUGAGCUUUCUGCAUACCAUCAUGGUGAGAUGAGUUUAAUGGGAACAAUUAUAAAUUUGGCGCAAAAUUUUGUGGGUAGUAACAAUCUAAACAUAUUAGUUCCACAUGGACAGUUUGGUACAAGAAACCUGGGAGGCAAAGAUAGUGCUUCUCCUCGUUAUAUUUGUACAAUGAUGAGUUCCUUGACAAGACUGUUAUUUCCAGUCCCUGACGACAACGUCUUAACAUUUCUGUAUGAAGAUAAUUUAAAAAUCGAACCUGAAUGGUAUUGUCCUAUUAUCCCAAUGUGUUUGGUAAAUGGUGCAGAUGGUAUUGGCACAGGUUACGCCACAAAAAUACCCAAUUUUGAUGUGCGUGAAAUUGUUGAAAAUGUGAAAAGGAUGAUUGCUGGAGAAGAGCCACAAGAAAUGAUUCCUUCAUACAAAAACUUUCUUGGAGAAAUAAAUUCCUCAGAGCCUGGUAAAUACACCUGUUCUGGUAGCAUUAAUGUGAUUGAUGAAACUACAAUCGAAAUAACUGAAUUACCUAUCAAAACGUGGACACAGUCGUAUAAAGAGCAGGUUAUGGAUGUUUACUUGUAUGGAAAUGAAAAGAUUAAAUCUUGUAUCACUGAUUACAAAGAAUAUCAUACCGAUACUACUGUUAAAUUCGUUGUCACAAUGACAGAAGAACAACUUUCACAAGCUGAACGUGAAGGUCUUCACAAAAAAUUUAAACUAGAAUCAUCUUUGCAUACCACAUCCAUGAUCCUGUUUGAUGAGUACGGGUGUUUAAAGAAAUACGAUAGCCCUAUUGAUAUUUUAAAGGCGUAUUAUAAAGUCCGUUUAACUAAAUACCAAGAAAGAAAGGAGUUCUUGUUGGGAAUGCUGGAAGCAGAAUGUGCAAAGUUAGAAAACCAAGCACGAUUCAUUUUGGAAAAGAUAGAUGGAAAAGUUGUUAUAGAAAACCGUAGCAAGCGUGACGUUGUGACGACAUUAGUUGAGAGAGGUUUCCGAUCGGAUCCGGUUAAGGCUUGGAAAACUCAAAUCAAUCGGAACGAAAUGAACGACGAUGAAAGUGAUGCACCGGCUACUGAUAUUGCCAGUUCAACGUCCACGUCAAGUGGUGGCCCAGAUUUUGCUUAUUUACUGUCCAUGGCUAUUAUGAGUCUGUCAAAAGAGAAGAAAGAGGAGCUAUUGCGACAAAGAGAUCUAAAGAAAGAAGAAUUAGAAAUGUUGCGACAGAAAACACCGAGUGACCUGUGGAUGGAUGAUUUGAAUGUUUUUACGGAAGAACUCGAAAGAGUGGAAGAACAAGAAAGAGCGGACGAAAAAUUGUCAGCAGAAUUAUCAAAAAAAGGCCAUUCCUCCAAAUCUGCUCGUGGAAAAACCUCCAAACCCAAAAAAGCAGUUGCAAGCAAGGAUAUCAAGAAAGCGUUCGAGAAGAAGAAAACUGAAUCAUCCAAGGAAACUGUUAAGAAAGUGAAGGAGGCGUUUGACUUUGAAAGUGACACAAAGAGCGAUACAGCAAGUGUGGCGAGUGUUGAAAGUGGAAGUCAAGAAGUCGAGGUUCUGUCGUUAGCUGAUCGACUAAAAAAAAAUCUUGGUGGAGGUAAAAAGAAGCAGAGUACUUUAAGUUUUGACAAACCGAAAAAGAAAAAGCCAGCAAAAGUGGAAUUGUCUGAUAGCGAGGAUGAAAUCGAGGCUUUUAGCGACGACGAUGUUGAAAAUUUACCGAAAAGGGAAACCCGCAAAAGAAACGAAAAAAAGAAAUACAUCGAAAGCAGUGAUGAGGACGAAAGUAAACAUGACGAAGAUGAUGAUGGCGAAGAUGACAGUUUUAAUCCCGAAAAUGAUAGUGACAAUGACAGCGAUUUUACUACAAGUAAAUCCACCAAACGUCCAUUGGUUGAGAGUGAGGACUCCGACAAUUCGGAUGUGGCGGCAACACGUGCUUUAAUAGAAAAGCUGUCGCCCAUGAAAAAGAAGCAAGCUACUGAAGCUAGCACCAAACUUCCUAAACAAGCGCCGAAGAAAAAAUUAUUGAGUGAUGAACACGCUACCGGCUCUUCAGAUGAACCUAUCACUCUAAAGGACUCUCCAGUGAAGGACACCAAAAAAGCUACUAAGGGAAAAGGAAAGGGGAAAGCUGCAGCUGCUAAAACGAAAAAAGAAGACCCAAAACAGGCUAAGAUAAAUUUUGGGAAAGGGAAAUCAGACGAGGAAAAAAAAAAGUCUCCUGUAAAGCCUUCAAAAUCUGUCGCCAAGAGACCAUUGUCGGUCAGUGAUGAUGAUUCAGACGAGGACGUAAAAGUAACAAAACCAAAAGCGAAGAAGGCGCCAUCCAAAUCAAAGGCCGCAGCUAAACCUAAAAAAGCACGCAAGAAAUUUAUGGGUAACGAUGAUGAUGACGAUGAUGAAUCAUUCACAGCUGAUCCACAUGAAUCCAACUUAGUUGACGCCCCUAAACCACGUCCACGCACCGGCGGAAGAAAUGCUGCGAAGAAAACUUAUAAAUUCAGUUCCGAUGAAGACGACGAUGAUGACGAUGACUUUUGUUUGUAAAUUGACAGCCGGUCAUUAAGAUAUCCUUUUCAAAUUUGAGCACGGUUAUGAUACCCAUAUAUUAUAUAUGGUUAUGAACAUUUCACUUAUACUGUUUUAAAAAAAAUUGCUUUUAGCCUAAAAAUAUUUUACAAUAUUGUAAAUAGCAUUUUAAAAACUGUAGAUAUUUCAAUAUCCAAGGGAAAGGGAAAAAUGUUUGAAGGUUUCAGUGGUUGUAACUGUCUUUGUUGUAAAAAAAACUUAAAGAGUUGUUUCGUGAAAAUGUUAACAUUUUUUAUAUUGAUGGUCAUCUGUAUCAUAGGCCUGUUAUUCUGUGUGUACUAACCUUUCGAAACUAUUCUAUGCUGUUUGUAGGUGCUUUAAUUUUUAUGUCCAAUACUUUUAUCUUUUUCAAGUCUUGUUGCACUGUAUAUAUAUCACCAUUAUUGAAAAACAUGUAUGCAACUUUUUUUUGUUUUUUCUUUAGCCGUAUGCUUACGGGCGCCACCACACUGGCUAAAAAUGAUCGUUUUUUUAGAAA